Messenger RNA from Cordyceps militaris CM01, 1851 nucleotides. Its product is annotated as beta-hexosaminidase precursor. The transcript has a single exon. Gene Ontology annotation, biological process: glycosaminoglycan metabolic process; carbohydrate metabolic process. Gene Ontology annotation, cellular component: membrane. NCBI's taxonomy places the organism in Eukaryota, Fungi, Ascomycota, Sordariomycetes, Hypocreales, Cordycipitaceae. Bases 1 to 1851 code for a protein of 616 amino acids. Gene Ontology annotation, molecular function: beta-N-acetylhexosaminidase activity. The record is from RefSeq and is a predicted model, not a curated record.
AUGCGCUCCCAAUCGCUCUCCUCCGUCCUCCUCGCCUGGCUGGCCACGGCCGCCGGCGCGGUCCAGGUGAACCCACUCCCGGCGCCGCAGGAGAUCUCCUGGGGCUCCUCGGGCGCCAUUCCCGUCGGGUACCUGACGCUGCGCACCGUCAACGCCAACUGGGGCACGCACGACAACGUGCGCGUCGUCAACGACGCGUGGAACCGCGCCUACAAGACCAUCACCACGAUCCGCUGGGUGCCGCAGGCCGUCGAGAAGCCCAUCCCCGUCUUUGACGUCUUUCCCGGCCAUGACAAGCGCGCCGACGCCGACGCCGCGUCGGGCAGCAGUGGUCGCUGGCUCAACGAGCUCAGCCUGCAGGUCGCCGACUGGGCGGCGGACCUCAAGCACGGCGUCGACGAGAGCUACACCAUUGACAUCUCGGCGGCGUCGUCGCAGGUGCAGGUCACGGCCAAGACGGCCUGGGGCGCGCUGCACGCCUUCACCACGCUGCAGCAGCUCGUCAUCUCCGACGGCCGCGGCGGGCUCGUCGUCGAGCAGCCCGUCAAGAUCAAGGACCGCCCCAACUACCCGUACCGCGGCGUCAUGGUGGACACGGGCCGCAACUUCAUCUCGGUCAAGAAGCUGUACGAGCAGGUCGACGGCCUGGCCCUGUCCAAGCUCAACAUCCUGCACUGGCACAUCACCGACUCCCAGUCGUGGCCGAUCCGCCUCGACGCGUUCCCCGAGUUCACAAAGGACGCGUACUCGGACCGCGAGACGUACUCGCCCCGCGACGUCGCCGACCUCAUCGCCUACGCCCGCGCCCGCGGCGUCCGCGUCGUCCCCGAGAUCGACAUGCCCGGCCACUCGGCGUCCGGCUGGCAGCAGCAUGACAAGGACAUUGUCACCUGCCAGAACAGCUGGUGGUCCAACGACAACUGGCCGCUGCACACGGCCGUGCAGCCCAACCCGGGCCAGCUCGACGUCAUCAACCCCAAGACGUACGCGGCCGUGGAAAAGGUCUACGCCGAGCUCUCGCGCCGCUUCGCCGACGACUUCUUCCACGUCGGCGGCGACGAGCUCCAGGUCGGCUGCUUCAACUUUAGCAAGCCGAUCCGCGACUGGUUCGCCGAGGAUGCGUCGCGCACCUACUUUGACCUGAACCAGCACUGGAUCGACAAGUCCAUGCCCAUCUUCACCAGCGAGAAGAACACGGGCAACAAGGACCGCCGCAUCAUCAUGUGGGAGGACGUGGUGCUGUCCCACGACGCCGCCGCCAAGAACGUGUCCAAGGACGUCAUCAUGCAGUCGUGGAACAACGGCAUCACCAACAUUGGCAAGCUGACCGCGGCUGGCUACGAUGUCAUUGUGUCGAGCGCCGACUUUCUGUACCUCGACUGCGGCUUCGGCGGCUACGUCACCAACGACCCGCGCUACAACGUCCAGGAGAACCCCGAUCCCACCGGCGCCACCCCGUCCUUCAACUACGGCGGCAUCGGCGGCUCCUGGUGCGCCCCGUACAAGACGUGGCAGCGCAUCUACGACUACGACUUUGCCCAGAACCUGACCGACGCGCAGGCCAAGCACGUCAUUGGCGCGUCGGCUCCCCUCUGGUCCGAGCAGGUCGACGAUGCCAUCAUCAGCGGCAAGAUGUGGCCGCGCGCCGCCGCUCUCGCCGAGCUCCUCUGGUCGGGCAACAGGGACCCCAAGACUGGCAAGAAGCGCACCACGACUUUCACGCAGCGCAUCCUCAACUUUAGAGAGUACCUGGUCGCCAAUGGUGUGGCAGCCACUCCCCUGGUGCCCAAGUACUGCCUCCAGCACCCUCAUGCGUGCGAUUUCUACUACGAUCAGGAAGCCGUCAAAUAA